AUGACAUCAAACAACGAUAACCCUAAUAAGAUCCUUCUUCUCCAUCCACCUAUUCUCAACCCCUCAUCAUUCUUGAACCGUCUGACCGGUGUCGACGAUCACGACGAUGCGGAAGAUCAUAUACGAUGGACAAUCGAUAAUAAAUACUAUACUGCCGAUGUGGACAUACAUUGUGCACCUCUGAGUAAAACCGUUGAUGAUGUUCUGAUCAGUAAUUCGAGAGACAUCGACGUGAUACUUUAUGUUUUUGAGGAUAUACCUGCAUCAUUACCUCCAACGUUGAUCAAGCUGCUUUCGACACCUCGAGAUAUAGCUUUGGCUAUACGAUCACUUCUCUUCCAAUCGUCAGAGCAGUGUGAAGAUGAGCAGGAAGAUAAUUCAAACUUGGAGGAAAACGAGGGAUCCGCCAAUGAUGUAGUGGACAUGCUGGAAGAAGUAGGAAUGGAAUUUAUCGACGAGGUCAAUCCCUUGACUGAGGAAGAUGACGAAAGGCCCAUGCCACCCCUGGAGAUAAUCCGACAAACACUAAUGACCCACCUCUGGCCAUCGAUGAAUCGUAAACCACUCAACAUAGCCAAUACAUCUGAAUUACCAAGACCAUCAGAAAUCUCAAAUCUUACACCACCCCCCGCUUCCUCUUCGACGUUACCAAUACCUCACAUCUUCCCAGAGACAUUUCAACCUACUUCGUCCUCUCAGAUCCCACCAAUCGGCCCAUCAGGUUCGUCAUUCCCUGAUUUGGAAGAUCUAAAAAGGGAAAUCGCCAAAGCAAACUUUGGAAUUGAUUUUGAUGAUAUUGAUAAGCUGGAUAGGUUGAAUGAUGAUUUCGAUUUUGAUGAUGAGGAUGAAGAUUUCGGUCCGGCGGAAGAGGAAUAUGCGAGGUUGGACGAUUGGUUAGACUCUGAUGAUGAAGAUAUAAACAAUAUCAAAUCAAACAAGGAUGGUAUCGAACCAGAUGGGAAAGAGACGAUACCACCAAAACAAGAUGAUCUGGCAUCAGUAUUGGAAUCGAUAUCAAAACAAGAUCAACAAAUCCUUCAUCCCCACCCUGAGCCUCAGCCUCAGCCUCGUCUUGAGGGAGAUUGGUUAGAUACGGAUGAUAAAAAGUUCGAUCCGAUAUCAUCUGAUUUACCAUCAAGAUCCACCAGUACCGCUUUACCUCAACAACAUGUGCAGGAAGGAGACGCAGAGGGAUUUGAAGAUGAUUUCGAUGUUGAUGAAUUUACAGAAUAUCAAACUGCCCCUUCAACCCAAUCUCGACCACAUCAACGACAAGACAAUCUCGAAAAUACGGAUAUGACACUGUCUAUGGACCCCACGCCGUUGUUAUUGCAUCUACAAAGUGUGCGCGCCGAACUGGCCGCAGUGGAGGAUCCGGAUGAAAGAAGGUUCAGAGCAGGGAAGGAAGUACAGCAGAUACUUGCUAGUCUGGGUAUGGGAGAGAUGGGAGAUGAUGAUUUGGGAUUGGAUGAGAUAUGA
Kwoniella botswanensis is the source of this 1479-nucleotide messenger RNA. RefSeq lists its product as uncharacterized. The transcript is spliced from 4 exons. Lineage: Eukaryota; Fungi; Basidiomycota; Tremellomycetes; Tremellales; Cryptococcaceae. The record is from RefSeq and is a predicted model, not a curated record. The coding region runs from base 1 to 1479 and encodes 492 amino acids.